This is a messenger RNA of Ricinus communis (castor bean), 2551 nucleotides long. Its product is annotated as probable glutamate carboxypeptidase AMP1. The record is from RefSeq and is a predicted model, not a curated record. The transcript is spliced from 10 exons. Lineage: Eukaryota; Viridiplantae; Streptophyta; Magnoliopsida; Malpighiales; Euphorbiaceae. Bases 226 to 2358 code for a protein of 710 amino acids. Gene Ontology annotation, molecular function: carboxypeptidase activity.
CCUUCGUCGUUAUCAUCAUCAUCAGUAUACAGUACACUGCAUCACAUCACACAUCUUGUACUGCUACUAAUUUAUUACUGACAUUUUAUAAUUUACUACAUUGAUUCUCUCAAAAUAAUAUAAUUUACAAUCAACAAACAAAGCUAGAAUUAAAACGCCUUCCCUUCCCUUCUCUUUUCCAUUUCUCUCUCGUUUCACCUUCACUCCCCCUCUCACCGGAAAACAAUGUCAUCUCCUAUAGUCAAACCCACAAUAUCAUCUCCCUCCUCAGCAAAACCACCACAACCUCUCUGCACCUUCUUCUUUUUCCUUAUCCUCUGCAUUCUCGCUUUCUACACUCUCCACCACCCUCACUCCAAUCUUAUUCAUCAUAAUCCCCACCAUUUCCACCCGCUCUUUCUCUCUUCUUCUUCCAAUUAUACCCUCGCUUCCUACCUCCGCUCCCUCACUCUCCACCCCCACCUUGCCGGCACCGUACCUUCUCUCCAAACCACUCGCUACGUUUACUCUCAUUUCACUAGCCUGAACUUAGAGACUCACCAAGUCAACUACACCUCCCUUCUUUCAUAUCCCGUGCACGCUUCUCUCUCCGCUCAUCUCAGCAACGGCUCGUCCGUUUCUUUCUCCCUGAUUGAAACAGUCGGAGUUGAUGUCGAUGAUGACCUUGUGCAUCCGUACCACGCCUACUCUCCGUCCGGUUCAGCGCAUGCUAAGGUCGUGUUUGUCAACCACGGUCGUGAACAGGACUAUCGUGCGCUUGGAUUGCUCGGGGUGGACGUUACGGGGUGUGUUGUUUUGGUGAGGAAAGGUGGCAGGUUAAGUAGAGGUGCAGUUGUUGAAAUAGCCGAGUCCAAAGGUGCGGUUGCUGUGCUAUUGUACGCCGAGAGGAGGAGGAGCAGCAGCAGCAGCAGUAGGUUUGGAGGAGGAGUGGAAAGAGGGACGGUUAUGAGAGGAGGGAUAGGGGACCCACUGAGUCCAGGGUGGGGACGUGUUGAAGGAGGAGAGAGAUUAGGGUUUAAUGAUAGUAAGGUUUUGGAGAGAUUUCCUAAAAUUCCAUCUCUGCCCUUGUCUUUUGAGAAUGCUGACGUCAUUUUAAGGUCUCUUGGUGGUCCAAUUAUGGUUUCUCCCGAGUGGAAGGAUUAUUCGGGUCGGGUUACUCGGGUUGGACCUGGUCCAACUCUGGUCAACUUCACUUAUCAGGGGGAGAACAAGGAAGCAACGAUUCACGAUGUUUUUGCUGUAAUAAGGGGAUCAGAAGAACCUGAUCGCUUUGUGAUUCUUGGCAAUCAUAGAGAUGCUUGGACCUAUGGGGCUGUUGACCCCAACAGUGGGACUGCUGCUUUACUUGACAUUGCUCGGCGUUAUUCACUUUUGAUGAAGAUGGGAUGGAAACCUAGAAGAACAAUUGUGCUCUGUAGUUGGGAUGCAGAAGAGUUCGGGAUGGUAGGAUCGACUGAGUGGGUUGAACAGAACCUUGUCAAUUUGGGUGCCAAAGCAGUGGCCUAUCUCAAUGUAGAUUGUGCAGUUCAAGGGCCAGGGUUCUUUGCUGGUGCAACUCCUCAGCUGGAUAAUAUUCUUCUUGAGGUCACAAAGAAGGUCAAAGAUCCUGACUCAGAGGGUGCGACGAUAUAUCAGGAGUGGGCAGCCAAAAAUCAAGCUACUAAUAUUCAGAGACUUGGUGGAGUUUACUCUGAUUUCGCGCCAUUUCUGCAACAUGCUGGGAUCCCUUCUGUUGACAUAUAUUAUGGCAGAGAUUUCCCUGUGUAUCACACUGCUUUCGACUCCUUCGAGUGGAUAACAAAAUUUGGAGAUCCCUUGUUUCAUCGCCACGUAGCUGUUGCAGGAGUUUGGGGACUUCUAGCCCUUCACCUAGCUGAUGACUCCAUUCUUCCUUUCGACUAUCUAUCUUAUGUAAAAGAAUUACAGGAGCAUAACUUUGUCUUGAGCAAGUUAUUGGACCAAAGCACAUCUCUAAAUCCUUUAAGCACUUCAAUUCAAAGACUUGCCUCAGUUGCUAAAGAAGCUAAAAUUGAAGCGAAGAAACUGAGACAGCAAGAAAGUCGGGGAGAAUUUGUAGCUUUCAAGUUGCGGGCAUUAAAUGAUCGUCUGAUGCUUGCUGAAAGAGGCUUCUUGGAUGCAGAUGGUCUGCUAGGAAGGCAUUGGUUUAAGCAUCUUAUUUAUGGGCCUUCUGGUGACUAUGAAAGCAAACUGGAUUUCUUCCCUGGAAUAGCAGAUGCAAUAUCUAAAUCCAGGAGUAUGAAUAAAGAGGACGGGCAGGCAGCAAUUCAGCAUGAGAUAUGGAGAGUUGCCAGGGCCAUUGAUAAAGCUGCUAGUGCCCUUGAAGGACGACUCUUCUGAAAUUUUUUGUUGGAAAAAACUUUCACCCUCCACUGAGCAUCAACUUGUAUAUGUCUAGUUCACUUGUAUAUAUCUGGUUUCUUCUACAUGCAGUCGUUACCAUACACUUCUUCUUUUUCUCUUUCUUUUCUUUUUGUUAGUACGUUACCAAAUUUCAGAUCAAUGAUAUCUCUCCGGUUGAAAUUCUGCCUCC